Molecule: messenger RNA, 801 nt
Organism: Setaria italica (foxtail millet)
Lineage: Eukaryota; Viridiplantae; Streptophyta; Magnoliopsida; Poales; Poaceae
Product: S-antigen protein-like
Exons: 1
Coding region: 1-801 (266 amino acids)
Source: RefSeq, a predicted model, not a curated record
AUGGACGGGGACGGAGGCGCCGGACUGGGCGGCGCGGCGAGGGAGACGCCCGCCGGCCUGGGCGCCGCGCCGAGGGAGCCUCCCACCGGCCUAGGCGCUGCGGAGAUGGAAGGGCCCGCCGACCUGGGCGGCGCGCCGCGGGCGGCCCCUGCCGGGCUAGGCGUCGCAUCGCGGGCGGCACCCGCCGACCUGGCCGCCGCGCCGCGGGCGGACCCCGCCAGCCUGGGCAGCGCGUCGCGGGCGGCACCCGCCGGCCUGAGCGGCGCCUCGCGGGCGGCACCCGCCGACCUGGCCGCCGCGCCGCGGGCGGACCCCGCCAGCCUGGGCAGCGCGUCGCGGGCGGCACCCGCCGGCCUGAGCGGCGCCUCGCGGGCGGCACCCGCCGGCCUGAGCGGCGCCUCGCGGGCGGCACCCGCCGGCCUGAGCGGCGCGCCGCGGGCGGACCCCGCCAGCCGAGGCAGCGCGUCGCGGGUGGCACCCGUCGGCCUGGGCGGCACCCGCCGGCCUGGCCGCCGCGCCGCGGGCGGACCCCGCCAGCCUGGGCGGCGCCUCACGGGCGGCUCCCGCCGGCCUGGCCGCCGCGCCGCGGGCGGACCCCGCCAGCCUGGGCAGCACGUCACGGGCGGCACCCGUCGGGCUAGGCGGCGCGCCGCUGGCAGCCCCCGCCGGCCUGGGCGGCGCGCCGCGGGCAGCCGCCGCCGGUCUGGCCGCCGCGCCGAGGGGCGGCCCGGCCGUUGUGGGUGGCGUGACCGGCGCGACGAGAGAGGCAUCAGGCAUGGAGCAAGAUCCGUCCAGGGGUGA